CAUCAAUUCAUCCAUUUAUUUCCCCACCCCGUUAAUUACGCCCCAUUUCCUCUCCCUUUCUCUCCACUUUACUUACCACUACUAGUUUUAGUCGCAUAUCACUCCUCUCACUCCCUAUGUCCAAACAACCAACCAACACCACCAACAAAACAUGUCUCCUCCUCCUCCCCUUUUCUUCUUCCUUCUCUCCCUCCCCUUCCUCCUCUCCUCCCCUUCUCUCUCCUCUCCCUUCGACACUGCCUACCACAUAGACUGCGGUGGCCAGACCAACUCCACCGACAAAUUCGCCACCACCUGGCUCUCCGACCGCUUCUACACCGCCGGUUCGACCGGGCUCGUCUCCGAACCCCUCCGCUUCCACAACCUCCAGGAGAAGACACUCCGCUUCUUCCCCAUCUCCUCCGGCAAGAAGAACUGCUACAUAGUCUCCGUCCCCAACGGCCGCUACUAUGUACGCACAUUCACCGUCUACGACAACUACGACGGAAAGUCCAACUCCCCCAGCUUCGACGUCUCCGUCGAAGGAACCCUAGUCUUCAGCUGGCGCUCGCCGUGGCAGCAGGAUAUCGGCCGCAACGGCGCCUACUCCGAUCUGUUCGCGUUCGUCUCCGACGGCGAGGCUGAGGUCUGCUUCUACAGCAUUGCCACUGAUUCUCCCGUUAUCGGAUCGUUGGAGCUGAUUCAGAUCGAUCCGGCGUCGUACGAUUCUAUCACGAUCGGGAACAGCUCCAUUUUGGUGAAUUACGGGCGGUUGACCAGUGGUUCGAACCAGUGGGGGCCGGGUUUCAGCAAUGACACCGACGUGUUCGGCCGAUCGUGGCAGUCCGACGCCGAAUUUCGGUCGCAGAAUUCGAUUGGAGUCAAGGCCGUGUCGGCGAUCAAGAACGUUGUCAAUACCAAUCAAAGCCCUAAUUAUUUCCCGAUGAAAUUGUAUCAGACGGCGUUGACGGUGACCGGGAACAGCGCUUUGCAGUAUGAAAUGCCUGUGGAUGCCAAAUUGGACUACUUGGUGUGGUUUCAUUUUGCGGAGAUCGAUUUGAGUGUGACCAAACCAGGACAGAGAGUGUUUGAAGUGGUGAUAAAUGAUAAGAAUGUGAGCCGUGUUGAUAUAUAUGAGAAGGUUGGGGCUUUUGCUGCGUAUAAUUGGUAUUAUAUAGUGAAGAAUUUGAGUAGCAAUAUUUUGAGCAUAAAGCUUGUUCCUGUUGUUGGUGCACCUGUAAUUUGUGGUCUCGAAAAUUAUGCCAUUGUUCCUGCUGAUCUUUCGACUGUUUCGGAUCAAGUGGUUGCUAUGAGAGCUUUGAAAGAUUCACUUCGUGUUCCAGAUAGGAUGGGUUGGAACGGCGACCCUUGUGCUCCUACUACUUGGGAUGCGUGGGAGGGUGUCACUUGCCAUCCCAUUAAGAACAACUCGGCCCUUGUGGUCUCCCAAAUAGAUCUUGGAAGUCAAGGAUUGAAAGGUUAUAUUAGUGACGAAAUUGCUCUUUUGUCAAACUUGGUAAGCUUGAACUUGAGUUCUAAUUCUUUGGAAGGUACCCUACCCUCAGGCCUGGGUCAAAAUUCUCUUGUGAAGCUGGAUCUUUCAAACAAUCGGUUUACUGGGUCCAUACCAGACAGUCUUACUGCUUCAAAUUUACUGUUUGUGUUUCUGAAUGGUAACUUAUUGGAAGGACAAGUACCAGAGAAACUUUAUUCAGUUGGUGUCCAUGGAGGAGCUAUUGAUCUCUCUGGCAAUAAGGGCUUGUGUGGUGUACCUCCUUUGCCAGACUGUCCUCUAUUUUGGCGGAAUGGCGGCUUAUCCAAUGCUGGGAAAAUUGCAAUAGGCCUAUCAUGCCUGGUUAUCUUUUGCAUGCUGUUAUUAGUUAUAUACUUGUGCUGCAGGAGGGGCCGUAAUGAUUAUGACUUUGGUCUACCUUCCGAGUUGAUGUCACUAGCCGCAAAGAGAAACAGAUAUCAUAGGCAGAAAUCCUUGAUGGCUCUAGAAAUGGAGAGCCAGCACGCGAAAGGGUUUAUACCGACUUACAAUUCCAAUUAACGGAGUUUUCGUCGAAAGGAAAAAUACAGAUUUUGAGCUUAUUAGCAAGAGGGGGCAUAUAGAGAGAGGGGGACCUUGUAUGAUUCGAGGAGUUGGUACACCACUACUUCAGAAAGAUGUGACUUGAGAGGUGUUUGGCUUUUCCCCAAAAGAAUUGUAUGAAAUGAGUUGUUGGCAUUUGCACAUUAUAUGUAGAAUGUAUGUCUCUUACUUUAUUCAUGAACCACUGAACAAAUUCAUUUCCCCACAAUGUAUCAUACCCAAAUUUUGGCAUUCGAUGAAUGUUACAUGUCAAUUCAGAUCUCAAUGCAUAUAAGAUAACACCCCACAUUUGUACCUCGUGGCCCCGGGACAUUAUGCUUGCAUGAAACAUGAUCGAUUUAGGUCAGAUCAGAUCGAUCCUUAUCUCUAUGUCAAUCACUGCACAUUUGGUGUUUUCGAUCUGUGAAAAAUUGUGAUAUAGCUGUUUAAUAUGUUUCUCAUGGCUUAUGCUAUGAACACUAUAUAUUGAAAACACUUUUCAUUCCA
Cornus florida is the source of this 2560-nucleotide messenger RNA. RefSeq names its product receptor-like protein 4. The transcript is spliced from 9 exons. The coding region runs from base 152 to 2032 and encodes 626 amino acids. Gene Ontology annotation, molecular function: protein binding. Lineage: Eukaryota; Viridiplantae; Streptophyta; Magnoliopsida; Cornales; Cornaceae. The record is from RefSeq and is a predicted model, not a curated record.